Messenger RNA from Salvia splendens (bonfire salvia), 378 nucleotides. RefSeq lists its product as uncharacterized. The record is from RefSeq and is a predicted model, not a curated record. The transcript has a single exon. NCBI's taxonomy places the organism in Eukaryota, Viridiplantae, Streptophyta, Magnoliopsida, Lamiales, Lamiaceae. The coding region runs from base 1 to 378 and encodes 125 amino acids.
AUGGAUUCCGACGAUGAAUAUCAACGCGCAUGGGAUGAGGCCUAUGCCGCGUUGGUUGAAGAGGUUGAGCAAGAAGUACAGGAGGAGGUGCGCUGUGCGGCGGCGGUCCCUCGUCCGAUCCAGCAUCGGCGGACAAUCCCCCGCGACCAUAUCGGGGCUAACCAGCGGCUGAUGGAUGGCUACUUUGGCGAAAACCCACGUUUUCCGCUAGAGCUUUAUCGUCGGCGUUUCAGAAUGUCUCGACGACUCUCCCUACAUAUAGCGUCGUCAUUGGCUUCGCGGUACAACUGCUUCACCCUCCGAUCUGAUGCCAGCGGCAGGAUCGGAUUGUCGACGAUACAGAAGUGCACCGCAGCUGGUCUAUGGCGGACAAGCUGA